CGACGACAAAACCUCUAUCGCAGGCCAGGUCAUCGACCGCAUGCCCGACUGCCUUCGCGCCCUGAGCGAGGACGAAAUGAAAGCCCUCAACCGCAAGAUCGUGCGCAAGGUCGACCUUGUCGUCCUGCCCACCAUCGGCAUCCUGUACAUUCUCAACUAUAUCGACCGCCAGAACCUCGCUGCCGCAAAGCUGCAAGGCAUCAUGGAAGACCUCAACAUGACGACCCAGCAGUUCGCAACAGCCGUCUCCAUCCUCUUCGUCGGCUAUCUACCCUUCCAGAUCCCCUCCAACCUGCUCAUCACCAAAAUCCCCCGCCCAGGCCUGUACAUCUGCCUGGCCGUCGUCGUCUGGGGCGCCAUCUCCGCCGCCACCGCCGCCGUCAAGAGCUACAAGCAACUGCUCGUCGUCCGCGCCAUCCUCGGCGCCGCAGAAGCCGUCUUCUUCCCCGGUGCAAUCUACUACCUCUCCGCGUGGUACACCAAAGCCGAGCUCGGAAAACGCAUCGCAGGCCUCUACAUCGCACAGCAAAUCGGCAACGCCUUUGGCGGGCUCUUCGCCGCCGCAAUCCUCCAGCUCGACGGCGCCCACGGCAUCGCGGGCUGGCAAUGGCUGUUCAUAAUCGAGGGCUCAGCCACCGUCGGCAUCGGCGCUCUCUGCUCCCUCAUCAUGCCCGAAUUCCCACACAACUCGCGCCUGCUCAGCCCCCUCGAACGCGCCCUCGCCGUCUUCCGCAUCGAAGCCGAAGCCGGCGCCGCAGAGGGCACAGAACACGAGCCCCUUCUCGCAGGGUUCCUCAAGGCCCUCCGCGACCCGAAACUCCUCCUGCUAACCUUUGCAAACAUGCUCUCCCAGACCCAGGGCAGCAUCGCAAACUACUUCCCAACGCUCGUCUCGUCACUCGAUUUCUCCGAAACGGUUUCCCUCCUCUUAACCGCCCCGCCUUAUAUCCUUGCCGGCGCGGUCUACUACGGGAUCAUGUACUACUCCGACGCCCGCAACACCGUCUACCCACUCAUUCUCGCCUGCGUAGGCAUUACAGUCAUCAUGUACAUAAUCCCCAUGACCACACCCAACGUCGGCGCACGGUACUUCGCAAUGAUGAUCCUCCCCUUCGCCUCCGUCGGCCCGCAACUGCUCCUGUUCAAGACGAUAAACCUCCACCUCGCGCGGCCCGUGAGCAAACGCGCGGCGGCAUCCGCACUGGUCAAUGCAGUCGGGGGCACGGCGAAUAUCUGGGCGAGUUAUUUGUAUUUUGCCCCGCCGCGGUUUUUGGCGGCGUUUGGGACGCUGAUGGCGGCUGGUUUGCUGCUGGGGUUGACUGUUACGGUGUAUCGGUGGGUUGUCAGGAGGGAGAAUCGGAGACUGGAUACUGGGGAUUUAAGAGAGGUUGAGAAGGUGAUGAAGGGCGGUGUUACGGGUGAGAUGGUGGCUUUGGGGUGGAGGUAUGAGAUGUAUUAA
Messenger RNA from Aspergillus versicolor CBS 583.65, 1459 nucleotides. RefSeq lists its product as uncharacterized. The transcript has a single exon. Bases 41 to 1459 code for a protein of 472 amino acids. Gene Ontology annotation, cellular component: membrane. The record is from RefSeq and is a predicted model, not a curated record. Gene Ontology annotation, molecular function: transmembrane transporter activity. NCBI's taxonomy places the organism in Eukaryota, Fungi, Ascomycota, Eurotiomycetes, Eurotiales, Aspergillaceae. Gene Ontology annotation, biological process: transmembrane transport.